AUGUCUUAUGAUAGUAUGGGCACCUCCAUCUUGGUGUACACCAAGAUCUACACCAAGAUGGUUCUUUUCUUUACAUAUGCUGUUUGGGAUUGGAGAUGUUUCAUUGCUUUCUUGUCAGAGAGAAACUUCUCUGGUUCAGACAUCAUAGAGUACCGCAUGAGGGUAUACAUGUUUGGCAACAGCCCUUCUCCUGCAGUUGCUAUCUAUGGACUUAGAUGUUUUGCUCAAGAAGAGAGAAACUUCUCUGGUUCAGACAUCAUAGAGUACCGCAUGAGGGUAUACAUGUUUGGCAACAGCCCUUCUCCUGCAGUUGCUAUCUAUGGACUUAGAUGUUUUGCUCAAGAAGGGGUGGAAUCAGCAAAAGGAAAAUAUGCACAGAUGUUAUUCCGGGAUCUGUUUGAGACUUAUUCCAAUGCCCUAAGACCAGUGGAAGAUACUGAUCGAGAAUUGAAUGUUACCCUGCAAAUAACUCUUUCUCAGAUCAAAGACAUUGAUGAAAGGAAUCAGAUAUUAACAGCAUACUUGUGGAUUAGGCAAAGCUGGUAUGAUGCAUACCUGACAUGGAACAAAGAUGACUAUGAUGGUCUAGAUUCUAUCCGUAUCCCAAGCAACAUGGUAUGGAGACCAGAUAUCGUGCUCUAUAACAAGGCAGAUGAUGAAUUUUCUGAACCAGUAAAUACAAAUGUUGUCCUGCGUUAUGAUGGAAAAAUCACAUGGGAUUCCCCGGCUAUCACCAAAAGCUCCUGCGUUGUGGAUGUCUCCUAUUUCCCAUUUGAUAAGCAGCAAUGCAAUCUAACGUUUGGCUCCUGGACCUACAAUGGUAAUCAGGUGGAUAUAAUAAAUACUAUGGACACAGGAGACCUGUCUGACUUUGUGGAAAAUGUGGAAUGGGAAAUGCAAGGCAUGCCAGCAGUAAAGAAUGUCAUUACAUAUGGCUGCUGCUCCGAUCCGUACCCUGAUAUCACCUUCACACUGAUUCUCAAGAGAAGGUCUUCCUUCUAUAUCUUUAACUUGUUAAUCCCAUGUGUGAUGAUAUCUUUCCUGGCUCCUUUAGGAUUCUACCUUCCUGCAGACUCAGGAGAAAAGGUCUCUCUAGGAGUCACCGUGCUCUUGGCUCUGACCGUCUUUCAGUUGAUGGUUGCAGAAAGCAUGCCUCCUUCUGAAAGUGUGCCAUUAAUAGGUAAAUACUACAUAGCCACAAUGACAAUGGUUACAGCCUCAACAGCGCUGACUAUCAUCAUCAUGAACAUUCACCUAUGUGGGGCAGAAGCAAAGCCUAUCCCUAACUGGGCAAGGGUUGUCAUACUUGGCUACAUGUCCAAGAUAUUUUUUGUCUAUGAUGUGGGAGAGAACUGCACCAGUUCCCAGGAAGAAAAUGACACCGUUUCACAGGACACUGCUGGGGACAAGGGAGAUCAGUGUGACAUUCCCCGUCAUCAGUACUGUAAUCACUGCAUCCAUUACAGAGUUCUGGCAAAUAACAUUGAAUACAUCACCAACUGGUACCGUGAGCAGAAAUCUAUCAGCCUUAAAGGAAUCGAGUGGAAGAAAGUGGCCAAGGUGAUGGAUCGCUUCUUCAUGUGGGUCUUCUUCACCAUGGUCUUUUUGAUGAGUAUUGUAAUUAUCGCAAAGGCUGUGUAG
Nanorana parkeri is the source of this 1641-nucleotide messenger RNA. It is a transcript of the gene CHRNA9, whose product is annotated as cholinergic receptor nicotinic alpha 9 subunit. Bases 1 to 1641 code for a protein of 546 amino acids. The transcript is spliced from 8 exons. NCBI's taxonomy places the organism in Eukaryota, Metazoa, Chordata, Amphibia, Anura, Dicroglossidae. Gene Ontology annotation, molecular function: acetylcholine-gated monoatomic cation-selective channel activity; transmembrane signaling receptor activity. The record is from RefSeq and is a predicted model, not a curated record. Gene Ontology annotation, cellular component: synapse; neuron projection; postsynaptic membrane. Gene Ontology annotation, biological process: nervous system process; chemical synaptic transmission; monoatomic ion transmembrane transport.